Acytostelium subglobosum LB1 is the source of this 1242-nucleotide messenger RNA. RefSeq lists its product as hypothetical. The coding region runs from base 1 to 1242 and encodes 413 amino acids. NCBI's taxonomy places the organism in Eukaryota, Evosea, Eumycetozoa, Acytosteliales, Acytosteliaceae. The transcript is spliced from 3 exons. The record is from RefSeq and is a predicted model, not a curated record.
AUGCCUGGAUGUCGACUAAGUUGGCUCGGUGAUGGAAUAUGUGAUCCAGAGUGCCACAACACUGAUUGUCAACUCGACAAAGGUGAUUGUAAUCAUGGUCCAACAAACUCAACUUUGCCAGCCCAAUGUGCACCAGGUUGCCGUGAUAAGAUGCGCGGUGAUAGAGUGUGUGAUAGUGCUUGCAAUGUAGCACAGUGCGACUUUGACAAUGGUGAUUGUGAUCGAAAGCUGCCAAGUGAGUGUGCUGCCGGUUGUCUUAAAGCGAUGAUGUUCGAUACUGUAUGUUCACUGCGUUGCAAUGUCACUGAAUGUAUGUUUGAUGGAGGUGAUUGCAAUUUGGCUGGAAAGGAGUGUAGUCCUGGAUGCACCUUCGGUAUGAUCUCCAACAAGGUCUGUGACAUUGCCUGCCAAGUACGCGAAUGCUCCUUCGAUGGAGGUGAUUGUGCCUUUGCCAGCGCUUCAGAUAACUCAAUGUUCUGUGCACCUAAAUGCUACAAGACAUUCAUUGGAGAUGGAGAAUGUGAUCCGGAUUGCUACAAUAAGGCCUGUCAGUUUGAUGGAGGCGACUGCUCAAUGGCUCCAACUGUGGUGGCUGAUUGUCACGCAGGAUGUAACAACACAAUGAUAAGCAAUGGUGUCUGUGACAUGGCCUGCUACAUCAAGGCCUGUCUGUUCGAUGGUGGCGACUGCCGUGACGCCGGACUCAACGGAACAGAGUGUGCGCCAGGCUGUCCGAUCAGCAUGGUCGGCGACAACUGGUGCAUGGAGAAGUGCAACGUCAAGGAUUGCAACUUUGAUGGCGGUGACUGUGACGGCCUCGCCAACGGCACUCGCUGCGAGCCAAAGUGUGUGCCAUCGAUGCUCGGCAACGGACACUGCAACGUCGAAUGUAACACGGUCAACUGCAAGUGGGACAGCGGUGACUGCAACUCAACGACCUCAGUCUGUGAGAAGGUGCCAGCUGGCAUCGAUCACUGUGUGAUCCCGCAGAACGUGACGGGUGUCGCAUCGGCGCAGUCCUGUAGCGCUGCCAACUCUUUGAUGACCUCGCGUCUGAUCGCCAACAAGCCAAAGUCACCGUCAGAGGUCGACUGCUACAACAUGCAGGCGGCGUACGUCUGCUCCAGCGGCUGCAUGCCGUGCGAGGGAUGGCCAGCGAGUGAAGCCACUCUGUCGCGACGUGUGCAUGCGGUACAAGACGGCGUGCGAUGGCGUCCAGGGCGUGGACACGUCCACGGUUGA